Molecule: messenger RNA, 720 nt
Organism: Trichoderma reesei QM6a
Lineage: Eukaryota; Fungi; Ascomycota; Sordariomycetes; Hypocreales; Hypocreaceae
Exons: 2
Coding region: 1-720 (239 amino acids)
Source: RefSeq, a predicted model, not a curated record
AUGAUGCGAAAUCACCGGUUUGCGCUGUCGGUGCUUCUCCUGUCGCUUGGUAAAGUGACCUUUGCCCUUCAGCAACAUAUCAAUCAUACACUGACAUACGCAGCAUCGCAUCUGGUCCUGGCACAAGAGAUGCAGAACCAGGUUGACAGCAGAGACACGCACACGAUUGAGCCUCGACAUGACUCCUUCAAGGUCUGGAAUCGCGAGCGAAACGCUCACGCCUGCAUCAUGUCCAUCGUCUUCAUCGUCCUCUACCCCCUAGGCGCAAUCUCCAUCCGCCUCCCCAUCCACCAGAUCCCCUACCUGCGAAACACCUACCUCCAGAACAAGGUCAUGGCCAUGCACGCCCCGAUCCAGCUCCUCGCUUUUGUCAUGAUGAUUGGUGGCAUGGCCCUCGGCAUCAGGGUCGCCCAGUUCCUGGGCUAUAUCCACGAUCCCGUCCGCGCCCACGUCGUCAUAGGCCUCCUCGCCGUGUGCACAAUCAUCCUCUUCCAGCCAGCUUUGGGCGUCUUACAGCAUAGAUACUUCAAGAGAACCGGCCGCAAGAGCAAGUUCGCCUAUAUCCACCGCUGGAUUGGACGGGUUGCCAUUAUCCUGGGCAUGAUUAACACGGGGCUGGGCUUCCAGCUGGCGAAGAAGAAUGUCAUUAUCCACACGCAUACCUCAGCCGUCGAGUGUAAGAGAGCGCGCGGAACCUUCACCCAGGUCAUCUUCCAGUAG